AUGGCCGAGUCUGGCAACAAUUCUAGGUCUCCAGACCAAGUCUUCACUUCCGCCGAUCGCAUUCGGCAGCUUAAUGAGAUCGACAAGGAUGUCGCUCAAUUGAUUCACUCCGCCGGUCUCGCUAUCCAAGCCCUUACCAACGCCCGAACCACCGACUCUCCUGCUGAGAACAACUCCUUAGCCGCCCACAAAACACGCUUCAAAGAGGCCACAUCGCAGUACUUUGCGCUUCUCUCGUCCAUUGAUGUUCGACUGCGACGACAGGUGUACGCCCUCGAGGAGGCCGGGAUUCUCGCGCCGGAGACGGCCGCGACCGCAACGAACUCCCGCACAGGCGAGUUAGCUGGGGCUGGUGCGGCAGCGGCGGCCGCAUCGUCAAACCCGCUGGAUGUGAGCUGGCUCAACAGUCGGAAGGACACGGUUGGGAAGGAUAAAGAGGCAGAGCUGUGGGCCGCGGCAAGGGAGUUUGUCGAGCAGCUCGCUCGGCAUGGGCCUUCGUCGGCAACCGCUAGACAUGAGUCGAAAACGGAGGGUGGGCAGGACGACAUGGAGAUGGACUGA
This is a messenger RNA of Aspergillus aculeatus ATCC 16872, 561 nucleotides long. Its product is annotated as mediator of RNA polymerase II transcription subunit 11. The record is from RefSeq and is a predicted model, not a curated record. The transcript has 2 exons. Gene Ontology annotation, biological process: regulation of transcription by RNA polymerase II. Gene Ontology annotation, cellular component: mediator complex. Gene Ontology annotation, molecular function: transcription coregulator activity. Lineage: Eukaryota; Fungi; Ascomycota; Eurotiomycetes; Eurotiales; Aspergillaceae. Bases 1 to 561 code for a protein of 186 amino acids.